AUGGAUGUGAGAAGUCUGAAAGCAUCAACCAGUGAAGAACGACAAGAACAUCGGAUAUGUGACCAUAUCGAUACUCAGAUGCCAUCAGCCAGUGGUACUGCAAAGAGUACGCCAAUUCGUUCGUAUGGAAGCAAUUCACAAACGAGACAAACCGUUUACGCGAACAGCUCAUUCAAGCGUUCCUCAUUUCGAAAGCAUUUGGGCUCAAUGGUUCUCGUCGAGUCACCGACUCAAGAGGCACCACGCAAACGUCUUCUGAGAAAUCCAACUCAGUCGAUCGCCACUCGGAAUAGGACGUCAACAAAACACGGAUGCUGGGCGGUUUUUGUGGAUUUGAGUAAACUGUGUGUCUUCGUUGCCGUAUGCCUUACAUUAAUACUUCUGUUGGAAUGCUUUGUAUACCUCAUCUAUUUGUUCUUCUAUCGAUUACCACCCAUUCGAACCACAUCCAUAUCGGAAAGAAUCUCAGUCAGAUUCGUUCAACUCUUCAAGCAUUUAUACUACGACUUGACCACAUGA
Anisakis simplex (herring worm) is the source of this 519-nucleotide messenger RNA. Lineage: Eukaryota; Metazoa; Nematoda; Chromadorea; Rhabditida; Anisakidae. The record is from the annotation of a GenBank genome assembly.